GGAGGAGGAGGAGGACGGCGCCCGCCGCCGCCGCGCCAGGAUGAAGCCGGGUUUGCUCCGGAGCAGCGGGAGCCCAUGAAGCCGUGAGGCCGGGGAGGGCGCGGGGGGGCGGACGCCGGACGGACGAGCGAAUACGAUGGUGCAUUUGGAGGUGGCCGCGCUGCUGGUCGCCCUGGUCGGGGUUUGCGUCUGGACGGACGAGACGGGGAAAGUUAUCUCGGAUCGCUACGCCGUGUACUGGAACAAGAGCAACCCCAGGUUUCAUCGAGGGGACUACACAGUGGAAGUGAGCAUCAACGACUACCUGGAUAUCUACUGCCCUCACUAUGAGGACCCCUUCCCGACGGACAAGAUGGAGCGGUACAUCCUGUACAUGGUCAACUACGAGGGCCAUGCGUCCUGCGACCACCGGCAGAAGGGCUUCAAGCGCUGGGAGUGCAACCGGCCCGACUCGCCCAACGGGCCCCUGAAGUUCUCCGAGAAGUUCCAGCUCUUCACGCCCUUCUCCCUGGGCUUUGAGUUUCGGCCGGGGCAUGAGUACUACUACAUCUCUGCCACCCCCCCUAACCUGGUUGACAGGCCCUGCUUAAAGCUGAAGGUUUAUGUUCGACCGACAAACGAUUCCCUGUACGAGUCCCCGGAGCCCAUCUUCACAAGCAAUAACUCCUGCUGCAGCCUCAGGGUCCCGCACGCCAUCCUGGUGGUGGUGCCGGUGUUCUGGACUAUCCUCACCUCCUAGCCCCACGCGGAGCCACACCGAGGGAGGGGAGCAGCCUCGCAGCACAGCCGGGAAAGGAGGAGACGGACAUGGGGGAAGAGGCGACGUGCUGGGGCCGGGGCUGGGGGGCAAGGUCCCUCUCAGUCCAGCCUUUGGCUUUUGCUUUCCAAGUUUUUCUUUGACAGUGACCUUGGACCAGGGGCUCCAGCUGCUCGGAUGCUGGGGGAAGAGGGGACCCCUGCCCCUGACCGGGACUGAUUUGGGGAGAAGACUGCCAAGAUCCCCCCUGCCCUGGCGCCCCUCUUUGGGCGCCACUAACCUUGGGCGGGACUGCGGCAGGGCGGACGCAGUGCUGGCUCUGGACGGACCCGCGGCUUGGCCUCCCCCACAGGCAUUCGCUUUUUAAAUUUCUAGACCAAA
Gavialis gangeticus (Gharial) is the source of this 1138-nucleotide messenger RNA. RefSeq names its product ephrin A2 (gene EFNA2). The record is from RefSeq and is a predicted model, not a curated record. Bases 137 to 739 code for a protein of 200 amino acids. Gene Ontology annotation, biological process: osteoclast differentiation; axon guidance; ephrin receptor signaling pathway. Gene Ontology annotation, cellular component: plasma membrane. The transcript has 4 exons. NCBI's taxonomy places the organism in Eukaryota, Metazoa, Chordata, Crocodylia, Gavialidae. Gene Ontology annotation, molecular function: ephrin receptor binding.